Molecule: messenger RNA, 2400 nt
Organism: Hemicordylus capensis (graceful crag lizard)
Lineage: Eukaryota; Metazoa; Chordata; Lepidosauria; Squamata; Cordylidae
Gene: TNFAIP8L2
Product: TNF alpha induced protein 8 like 2
Exons: 2
Coding region: 116-676 (186 amino acids)
Biological process (GO): negative regulation of inflammatory response; negative regulation of T cell activation; regulation of apoptotic process
Cellular component (GO): cytoplasm
Source: RefSeq, a predicted model, not a curated record
GAGGCCACCAGACAACCUUGCCGCUGCCUGGCUGACUUCUCCUUCCUCUCUUCUAUGUCAAGAGCUUCACAGGAGCUGUUCGUAUGCGCCGCGGGACUACAGGGGCCACACCAAGAUGGAGUCCUUCAGCUCCCGUAACCUGGCCCUACAGGCCGAGAAGAAAAUUCUCAGCCGCAUGGCCAGCAAAUCCAUGGUCAACAUGUUUAUCGACGACACCAGCAGCGAGAUCUUGGAUGAGCUGUACCGCGUCUCCAAGGAGUUCACGCAAAACCGGAAUGAAUCCCAGAAGGUCAUCAAGAACCUCAUCAAGGUGGCCGUCAAGAUCUCCGUCCUCUACCGCAACAACCGCUUCAGCGACCAAGAGCUCAGCUUAGCGGAAGAUUUCAAACAGAAGCUGCACCACGGGGCCAUGACGGCCAUCAGCUUCUACGAGGUGGAGUUCACCUUUGAGAACGCCAUCUUGGCCCAGCUCCUCCACGAGUGCCGGGACUUGCUGCUGAAGCUGGUCGAGAAACAUCUGACGCCCAAGUCUCACGGGCGCAUCCGCCACGUCUUCGAUCAUUUCGCCAACACGGAACUCCUCACCCUGCUGUACAGCCCCGGGGAACCUUACCAGCCUCGCUUGAAGAAGAUCUGCGACGGGCUGAACCGGCUGAUUGACGAAGGGAAAUUGUGAAGCCGGCAGAAGGAAGGAAGGGAAAUGCUGGAAUGCAAAUAUUGGCCAAAUUUCUGACAGACACAGACUUCCCAACUGGAAAGCCAUACAAGGCCCACUCCACAGUGAGAGGCUAACAGAACAUAAGUCAACUGCUGACCCUCGUGGUGGAUGGACUCCUGUCCAUGGCCACCACCAUGGAGAUUGCAUACCCUGGCCAGUGGCAUCCACAGAAUUUCAGAGUAGGGCAUGGCUCCGCAGAAGACCCACCCCCAGUUUCUAGAGGCCAUGCCCAACCCUCCUUUCUGGGGCUUUGGGACCACUAGCAGCCUUUCUGCAUGCCAGCUCAUCUUUGUGACCCCUAAGGACUAGAAACUUGCAAUGCUGUUCCAAGAGAGAGCUGAGAUUUUGACAAACAUGCUCAAGUGAGGGGCAGGGAGCGAGGAACCAAUCUCUGGAUGGGGAACCCUGCCCUUCUAGCUCUGCUCUAAAAUUUUCCUGCAUCACCACUGGUUAGAAGACAUGUAUCUUGUUUUAUAUUUGUAUUUAGCUAACAUUUACUUUUAUGAUGUUCAAAGCGGGAGCCGGGGGCAAGGUGAGAGUUACCCUCUCUUACUAGGCCACAUUUUGCUUUUCCUACCAAGCUGUGGAUGCUUGAAAUAUUCCCUUCCCCUUCACCAAAGUUAGUUCCAAGCUGACACUAGCCAAGGCCUUAGCUCAACAGGUAAAGCGUCUGCUUUGCACUCCAGCAUCCCCUAUUAAAAGGACUGCACUGGGAAAGACCUUUCUCUGUCUGAAAUCUUGCAGCCAAUAUUGGGCCAACACCGAUCCUGUGUUGGGCAUCUUCACUGGAGAUUCCAUCCCUGCAGCUAGAAUAGCCUAUUAGCUGUCUGUGCCCCACACUCUGGCUACCAGAGGCAUGCCUGCCCUAUUUUGGUGUCCCCUCCACCAAUCUUUGGAGGAAAUGAUGUCAGCUGGCCACACCCUCCCAUCACUUCCGUGAGUAUCCCCAGCUGCCCAUUUUGUUUUGAAGGCCAAGGAAGGGGAGGAAGUGCCCCGAAUGGGACAGCAGGAGUAAUCUGGUUCCAGGAGACCUGGAAGCGGUUGGGGAGGGCACAGAGCACACGCUCCGAUGCCGGAGCCCGUUUCGGACAUUCUCCUAGUUAAACCUACAUUCAGGGGGCGCGGAAGGCAGAGCAUAGCCAACCAGGGAAGUCACAGAAACUUUUUCAGACGUAUUUCUGGGCUAUUUCCAUGCCCUUUCUUUGGGGAGGGAACGGCUGGACAUCUAAGUCGCCAGUAAUGGAAUGUAACUCCAAGCUGGCCAUUUUUUCUGGUUGCGAGAAAAGCGGAGAAGCACAUUGCUAUUGCCUAGCCUGAGUCAUGGGCCCUGGUGGGUGCUAAAGCACUGGGUGAUGAUUAUGCGCUGUGGUUGCGAUGCAAAUACAAGGUGCCUCCCUCUCCUCUUCCCCAGAAUUAGAAAGGCAGGAAUGGAGUAAAUGCGAAAGAAAGUAGCACGGAAAACAGAAUCUCAUCCGGGAUAGCCUGGUCCAAUGGCUAAAUGGUCAGCACCCUGGACAGCUCUCCCCUCCCCUCCUUGGCCCACAGGAAAUCUGUCUUCCCCCCUUCAGGCAGGGUGCCAUCUCAGGGAUACUUGCCAGCCAGAUUCCUCCCUUAAAAUCUGCCUCAGGGAUUGCAGAGACUGAAAAUAAACGUUUCGCUCUCUUCUGUUUUUCUUACAAAGA